UUUCGAUCCUUGAAUUCGGAAUGUAACUCCAAAAUAAUUGCGUACGGUUUUCAAAUUUAAGGAUUAUCCACUUAUUAGCCUAUUUUUUAUUCUCAAUAUCAUUAUGUCUCAAACUGAAAUAAUUCAUAAAAAGGUUAAUCCCUUAAAAGAUUUUGUUGCUGGUGGUGUGGGGGGUAUGUGUUUGGUAUUUACAGGACAUCCCUUAGAUACUAUUAAAGUCAGAUUACAAACUAUGCCAAAACCAGAAUUGGGACAGAAAGCACUUUAUAGUAGUGCUACUGAUUGUGCAAAGAAGACAUUUUAUAGUGAAGGUAUCAAAGGGUUAUACAAAGGUAUGGCUGCACCUUUGGUUGGAGUUACACCUAUGUUUGCGUUGUGUUUCUUUGGCUUCGCUGUUGGGAAAAAAAUUCAACAUAAAUCCGAAAAUCGCAAAAAUUAUACCCCGCUGCAAUUAUUCAAUGCCGGAAUGUUAUCUGGGGUCUUUACAACUAUCAUCAUGGUACCCGGCGAGCGAAUUAAAUGCCUAUUACAGGUACAACAAGAUUCGAAAGAAAAAUUGUACAAGGGACCAGCUGACGUUGCUAAGAAACUUUACAAGCAGGGUGGCAUCGCGUCGAUAUACAGGGGAACGUGCGCCACCCUAUUGAGAGACGUUCCAGCUAGUGGCGUGUAUUUCAUGACGUACGAGUGGCUGAAAGAUCUGAUGAGUAAAAACGACAAAUCAUCCGGUAAUAUAAGUCCGUUCAGAGUAAUAUUAGCCGGCGGAUUGGCCGGAAUCGCAAAUUGGAUAAUCGCCAUACCUCCCGACGUUUUAAAGUCUCGUUUACAAACAGCUCCCGAAGGUAAAUAUCCGAAUGGCGUGAGGUCCGUUAUAAGCGAAAUCUUUACCGAGACCAAGGGCCAAAGUCGUUUCGCUAAACUAUCCACUUUUUACAAGGGCUUCGGACCCGUUAUGCUUAGAGCUUUUCCCGCUAACGCCGCUUGCUUCAUGGGCUACGAGUUGACGAUGAAAUUUUUGAAUUGGAUUUUUGCGUGAUUAAUCGCUAGCGAAUGACUAUUUUAUAGAUAUUAUUGACGUUUAAUUGGGUUCUAACGUUCGUCGUUUGUUUUAUUUUUAUAUUUAAAAAAAAAUUGCUUUAACAAUAAUUUAUAUAUUAUACGCUAUACAAUGUAAAAUAAUACAAAUAUUUUAUAUUUCGUUUAAAAACGCUCAAAAAAUAU
Molecule: messenger RNA, 1221 nt
Organism: Gordionus sp. m RMFG-2023
Lineage: Eukaryota; Metazoa; Nematomorpha; Gordioida; Chordodea; Parachordodidae
Product: mitochondrial carnitine/acylcarnitine carrier protein-like
Exons: 9
Coding region: 104-1036 (310 amino acids)
Biological process (GO): carnitine transmembrane transport; mitochondrial transport
Cellular component (GO): mitochondrial envelope
Molecular function (GO): O-acyl-L-carnitine transmembrane transporter activity
Source: RefSeq, a predicted model, not a curated record